AUGGAACUUACCAUGGAGAGCCUGGGCAGCCUGCACGGGGUGCCCCACUCGCAGGCCGGGGAGCUGAUGAGCCCUGCCCACGGCCGGCCGGCCGCCCACCGGAACCUGGUCCCCCACGGCCGGCCGGCCGUGGUGCCCAGCAUGGCCUCGAUCCUGGAAGGCGCCGGGGACUACCGGCCGGAGCACAGCCUGGGGGGUCCCCUGCACCCGGCCAUGAGCAUGGCGUGCGAGUCCCCCUCGGGCAUGAGCCUGAGCAGCACCUACACCACCCUGACCCCGCUGCAGCACCUGCCCCCCAUCUCCACCGUCUCGGACAAGUUCCACCACCACCACCCGCACCACCACCCGCACCACCCGCACCAGCGCCUGCCCGCCAGCGUCAGCGGCAGCUUCACCCUCAUGCGGGACGAGAGGAGCCUCUCCUCCAUGGGCAACCUCUACGGCCACUACCCCAAGGACAUGCCGGCCAUGGGGCAGCCGCUCUCCCCGCUGCCCAACGGCCUGGGCCCCUUGCACAAUGCGCAGCAGCCGCUGGCCCCCUACGGCCCCGGGGGGCACCUGGCCAACGAGAAGAUGCUCUCCCCCAGCGGCUUCGACUCCCACGCGGCCAUGCUCUCCCGGAGCGAGGAACACCUAGCCCGCGGGCUGGGGGCUGGGGGCGCCGGCAUGAUGCCCCCCCUGAACGGCAUGCACCCGCACGGGCACCACCACGGCCAGCCCAACGGCUCCCUGCUGGGCGAGCGGGAGAGGCAGGCGUCCGCCUCGGGCUCGCAGGCCGGCAGCUCCGGGCAGGUGGAGGAGAUCAACACCAAGGAGGUGGCGCAGAGGAUCACGGCGGAGCUGAAGCGGUACAGCAUCCCCCAGGCCAUCUUUGCCCAGAGGAUCUUGUGCAGGUCUCAGGGCACCCUGUCCGACCUCCUGAGGAACCCCAAACCCUGGAGUAAGCUCAAGUCCGGCCGGGAGACCUUCCGGAGGAUGUGGAAGUGGCUGCAGGAGCCUGAGUUUCAGAGGAUGUCGGCGCUGAGGCUCGCAGCCUGCAAACGCAAAGAACAGGAGCAGCAGAAAGACAGGAACCUGCAGCCCAAGAAGCAGCGGCUGGUCUUCACGGACCUGCAGCGCCGCACCCUGAUUGCGAUCUUCAAGGAGAACAAGCGUCCCUCCAAGGAGAUGCAGAUGACCAUCUCGCAGCAGCUGGGCCUGGAGCUCAACACCGUCAGCAACUUCUUCAUGAAUGCCCGCCGGCGGUGCAUGAACCGCUGGCAGGAGGAUGCGGGCGCCAACCCUGGGGUUCCCUCAUCUUCUACAAGCACUUUCUCCAAAGCAUGACGCCCCUCUUCUGUCCCUCCCCGAUCCCCAACCACUCCCUCCUCACGACAAAGCCAACCACAUCCGUCCCCC
Molecule: messenger RNA, 1398 nt
Organism: Chelonia mydas (Green sea turtle)
Lineage: Eukaryota; Metazoa; Chordata; Testudines; Cheloniidae
Gene: ONECUT3
Product: one cut homeobox 3
Exons: 2
Coding region: 1-1326 (441 amino acids)
Biological process (GO): regulation of transcription by RNA polymerase II
Cellular component (GO): nucleus
Molecular function (GO): DNA-binding transcription factor activity, RNA polymerase II-specific; RNA polymerase II cis-regulatory region sequence-specific DNA binding
Source: RefSeq, a predicted model, not a curated record